This is a messenger RNA of Glarea lozoyensis ATCC 20868, 1155 nucleotides long. Its product is annotated as Cyclophilin-like protein. The record is from RefSeq and is a predicted model, not a curated record. Lineage: Eukaryota; Fungi; Ascomycota; Leotiomycetes; Helotiales; Helotiaceae. Bases 1 to 1155 code for a protein of 384 amino acids. Gene Ontology annotation, cellular component: intracellular membrane-bounded organelle. Gene Ontology annotation, biological process: protein folding; protein peptidyl-prolyl isomerization. The transcript is spliced from 2 exons. Gene Ontology annotation, molecular function: protein binding; peptidyl-prolyl cis-trans isomerase activity.
AUGCCUGUCACUCCUACCCAGCGCCACCAAAUCUUGGAGAAGAUGGCCAAACAGGGCCGUAGCCGCGUCUUCUUCGAUAUCACGAUUGGAAAUCGUCCAGAAGGGCGCGUCGUCUUCGAGCUUUACGAUGAAGUCGUUCCAAAGACGGCAGAUAAUUUCCGCUGUCUAUGUACCGGCGAGAAGGGCACUGGAAAAUCGGGAAAGCCUCUCCAUUACAAGGGUUCGAUCUUUCACCGAGUAAUCAAGCAAUUCAUGAUCCAGGGUGGAGAUUUUACUAUGGGAAAUGGAACCGGUGGAGAGAGUAUCUAUGGUGCUAAAUUCGAUGAUGAGAACUUCAAGUUGAAGCACGAGAAGCCUUUCCUGUUAUCCAUGGCUAAUGCUGGACCUGGAACUAACGGUUCUCAGUUCUUCGUAACUACAGUUCCAACUCCCCAUCUUGACGGUAAACACGUAGUAUUUGGAGAGGUUAUUGCUGGAAAGUCAAUUAUUCGCAAGAUCGAAAACCUACCGACCCAAUCAGGCGACAAACCCAAUAAAGAUGUGACCAUUGCCGACUGUGGCCAGCUCACUGGCGAAGAGGCCCUAAAAGCCGAUGCUAAGGGUCCUGAUGCAACAGGAGAUGAGUACGAGGAUUUCCCGGAAGACGCAGGAAAAGACUUUACGCCAGAUCAAAUCGUCAAGAUCGCAACCGAUCUCAAAGCGUACGGCAACAAGGCGUUUUUAGAAAUGAAGAACUUGCCGUUAGCACUUGAAAAAUACGCGAAAGGAUUGCGAUAUCUGAACGAAGACAUGGGAACCGAGAAACCUAAGAUCCAAGUCAAGCUCGCCAUGGAAACCCUUCGUUAUUCAUUAAAUUCGAACUCGGCUCUGAUCAGCAACAAACUCCAGGAUUUCGCCGAGGGGAAACGAUUUGCUACUGCCGCAUUAGAGUCGUCAGAUGAGCUGAGCGGUCCUGAGGAAUGUAAAGUACUGUUCAGACGAGCAAUCGCAAACCUAGGAUUGAAGGAUGAAGAUGCAGCAUUGGAAGACUUAGAAACAGCCAAUGAUCUCAGUCCCGGAGACGCCGCGGUUGUUGCACAGCUCAGAAAAACCAAGCAGGAAAUUGCUGAGCGGGCGAAGAAGGAGAAGGCUGCGUAUAGCAAGUUCUUCUCAUGA